Messenger RNA from Cylindrotheca closterium, 327 nucleotides. The record is from the annotation of a GenBank genome assembly. NCBI's taxonomy places the organism in Eukaryota, Bacillariophyta, Bacillariophyceae, Bacillariales, Bacillariaceae.
AUGGCGGAACAAUUUGACUCCACAGCAACACCAAAUCCAUAUUCCACCAAAGCUAUGAAGACCUUUCACCGUGAUAAAAUGAGUAGCAACAUCCGAGACUUUGACAAGGACUGCAACGCAAGCACACACCCACAUGAUGUGCUGAACAAACAAGAAUCCAAACAGUUGUUUGAUAACUUGUGGACUACAAGCAGAACAACAACUUGCCAAUCCUCUAUUGGGGAUAACUAUGGGAUGCUGGAAAUAUGUUGUCCGCCCACGACAGGAACAACUUCCCUUAAGAAAUUGGACAAAAUUGUACAAGAAGAUCAAACAAAUGCUCCAUGA